Molecule: messenger RNA, 567 nt
Organism: Pyricularia grisea
Lineage: Eukaryota; Fungi; Ascomycota; Sordariomycetes; Magnaporthales; Pyriculariaceae
Exons: 2
Source: RefSeq, a predicted model, not a curated record
GCCGUUCAAUGCUACCUACCCACUCCACCCACUUUCCGUUCUUGAUGAAGUGUUAACCCACCAAAUCCACUCGGGGAGCUGCGAUCUGCAAACUUUUCCGGUACACCUUUUUUUAUCAUCGCCGGUCCAAGGUCUACAAAAAAAAAAGUCAUAGACGCGUCACUUAUGGCGGAACCCUUUGAAAAAGAGCCUGCAGUUGUGGUUGCGUCAACGGUGCAACGACUGACCUGUUGUCUCGCCGAAGUCGGGAUCGCACAGUUGGAUUGUCAUUUCGGCGGCUCCUAGGACUUUUAAUGCUGCGGGAUGUUCUCCAGUUUGCAUGGUCGAGCCCAUUUUGUUGGUAACAUCACGAUCCAUCGUGGGACAAAUGGAAGUUUCCGCAACGUCAAUGAGCAUAUGGCGAGAGGGAUGUGCUUUACAAGGUGCGGACUUGGUCAAUACUUGCUCCGUUCUGUGAGCCAUCAUGAUCUUGAGGCACUCCUUCACAGCGCAGUCUUGAGAGCAACCGGACUUGAGAGGAACCGGAAUCCGGACUUCUCUACUGGAUCAAGCCCUUGGCAAUUUCGA